This is a messenger RNA of Trichobilharzia szidati, 1315 nucleotides long. The record is from the annotation of a GenBank genome assembly. Lineage: Eukaryota; Metazoa; Platyhelminthes; Trematoda; Strigeidida; Schistosomatidae.
GAAUGUCUCACUUUGCAUAGUAUAUUCUCAUUGGCUAAUUCAUAUCACCUUCAUGAAGAAGAAUAACGAGAGCGUUUUACAACGCCUACAACUAGAUCGCAUGCAGACAUGUACACGAAAACACACAUAACAAGACGUAUAUAUAAAUACACUUUGAAACAAUCUUCACACCAUACUAGCGUAGACUGAACAUCAUGUCAAUUAUCUAUUUGUUCAGCUUCAUAUUACUCGCAUUUUCUUAUUCCACUGUGAAUUCAUUAGUCCCGAAACCGACUACAUACAAGGAAGGUGAACGUACAUGCCGCCUAAAUGAAGAUUUACCAAUUGAACAUGCAUAUUCAUAUUGUUUGAUACUUAACGAUGCAGUGGAAGAGUUCAGCAAACGUCUGGUGAAAACAUCACAACACCUGCAUAAUAAAGAAACUUCCUGCAGUAUUGACAAAAUGACGAUUUCCAUCACUGAUGAAUGUGACGAAUCAUAUGGUGAUUUGUGGCCAAGUGAGAAGAUGAAAGAAUCAUACAAAAUUGUCAUAUCGGAUGAGAAGAUCGAAAUUACAUCUACUGAAGUAUGGGGAACAUUACAUGCACUACAGACUGUCUUACAAUUGGCGCACAGAAAUGCAUUCGGGACUUUAGUAAUAAACGAAUCUACAAUCGAAGAUUCACCCCAGUUCACUCACAGAGGAUUUGUAGUUAACACUGCUGCUCAUUUCAUCAGUGUUGAUGUGCUGGAGAAUUUUCUUAAGUGGGGUCCUAUCACACCAGUUGUUUGGGAGGACGCAUUCGAGAAUGGCUAUCGUCCGACGAAGCAGAAUCCUGUGUUCCAAGUAUGGAAGGAUUCGCAAAGGCAAGAGCGUGUCAAGAACAUAACAUCAGCUGGCUAUCGAGUUAUACUUUCCUCAUGUUUUCGUAUCUUUGCCAAUAAUUAUGUGGAGCAUUGGUACCCAUACUACGAAUGUGAUCCAAGAGACUUCUCAGAAUCAGAGCAAGAAAAGCAAUUGGUUAUUGGUGGUGAAGCUUUUGUCGUUGGCGAUUUUGUGGAUGAUACGAUUCUCUUCACGCGUUCAUGGCCUGAAGGUGCAGUUGUAGCUGAACGUCUUUGGUCACAAGGUGAAUUCAAAAUUGAGGAAUUUAUACCACGAUUAACUGAACUGCGUUGCCGCAUGUUAGAUUUUGGAUUAAAUGCAAAACCACUGAACGAACCGAAAAGCUGUUUACAACUAUGAAAUUUGCAUUUGAAUUAACUGGAUUUCGAACUGAAUCAAAUUCACCAUUUCUUUAUCAAUCUGUGAUGGAUUAUAAUAUAUAAUUUCCA